AGGCGUGAACGCUCGGCGCCACGACGGUCACACAAAACACAGACGGAGGGAGCUUAUCAUGGGCCUACGAGGAGAGACCGUGGACGAGAUCACACCAGACCAGCAAAACAAUACCGAAGUUAUCGCACAGGUUGGAGGCACAGCGUCCAUUAAAUGCUACACACACCAUCUCGGAGAUGAUAUGGUGUCCUGGCUUAAGAGAGACGAGGACCACAUCUUGACUGCUGGAGGACAAGUGUAUUCCUCGGAGUCAAGAUAUUCAGUGUCACAUGUACGGCAUCAGAAGCUGUGGGAACUGUCUCUAAGAGAUGUUCGCUUGACUGACGCCGGCCUAUACGAAUGUCAGCUGACCACUCACCCUCCGACCUCGCUAUUUUUCACUCUCAAGGUUGUAGAGGCCCGCGCCGUGAUCCAGGGCGCCCCCGAGGUGCACGUGCAGACCGGCGUGCGUCUGCGGCUCCACUGCUCCGUGGAACAGGCCACCGAACCGCCCAUCUACAUCUUCUGGUUCCACAACGGCAGCAUGAUCAACUACGCCCCCAGACGCCCCCUCAAGGUCAUGAAGCACAACUUCGGAAGUUCUCUCAUCAUCUCUAAUGUGACUUGGGACGACGCCGGAUCCUAUCGCUGCGAACCCCACAUGGCUGAGCCGGCGAACCUCACACUGCAUGUCGUGGCAGGAGAGAAGCAUGCAGCCCUGCACAACGGUCAGAAUGACGUCACCGGCGAGGAGACUGUUCCCACAUCAGGCUCCGCCCACCUCUUCAAUGCGCCGCUGCUGAUUGGCUACUUGACAUUGAUACUUGGCAAUUACUGCUUCCAAACGCUUAGCAGCCAUUGGUUAAGGCGAUUAUGAGUGAGAAACCUGUGUGAAAAUGAACGAGAAAAAAGUAAAAUAAAAAAAUAUAUAUGUAUGUCUAUACUGUGUGUGUCUUAUGAGUGAAGGUGUAAAAACUCAAAAGGUUGUUCGUUGUGUAGAGAAGAACAUAUACUUAUUUUUUAAUACACGUGUACUUGUAUAACAUAUAAUGCUAUAUUUUCUUUCUUUUUAUUUUUUUUUUCUCCGACGUCUCCAUGGCGUCACCAUGAGAUAAUAUGAUCCAUAAAUGUUGUAAAUGUGUCAUUUACGUGUCUCAGCGCUAAGGUGUAACCAUACAUAAUAGCACAGACACUUAAUGGAUAACCGGUAAGUUCGGGAAAGGUUUCAUGUGGUGUUGACAAUAAUGGUAAAUGUUGACCUAAUGUUAACCUGAUGUUAACCUGACAUAAAAGGUAAAAUAAAAUGAUUGCACUGCCGUUGCCCAUCAAAGGUCACUCGAAUAUCAAUUCGAACUUGAGCUUCAUUAAGUUUAAAAGAAAGAAAUAAGGGGGAAAGGGGCGACUCUCACCAUCAUCUUUUGGCGAGCAAUCAUCAGCCAGAUCUAAUGCUAAUGAAAUGAUAUGCUGAUAGGCUUAAUGCGCUUUAUAAUUACGAGGAUCUUCUGCUGAGAAUUAUCAUGCCAGUGUGAAUCUCAACACCGAUUCUCAUUUGGUGGUUUUAUCUAGUUACAUAUUGAUAUUGUCAUUAUUGUUAUUAUUAUUAUUUUUAUUUUGA
Molecule: messenger RNA, 1594 nt
Organism: Penaeus monodon (black tiger shrimp)
Lineage: Eukaryota; Metazoa; Arthropoda; Malacostraca; Decapoda; Penaeidae
Product: zwei Ig domain protein zig-8-like
Exons: 5
Coding region: 59-856 (265 amino acids)
Biological process (GO): synapse organization
Cellular component (GO): neuron projection membrane
Source: RefSeq, a predicted model, not a curated record